Messenger RNA from Aspergillus ruber CBS 135680, 1053 nucleotides. RefSeq lists its product as uncharacterized. The transcript has 4 exons. The coding region runs from base 434 to 694 and encodes 86 amino acids. The record is from RefSeq and is a predicted model, not a curated record. Lineage: Eukaryota; Fungi; Ascomycota; Eurotiomycetes; Eurotiales; Aspergillaceae.
GAACUGUUUAAGCCAACCGGUAACAGAAUUUUCCCCGGUGAUGUUAGGAUCACUAAUACAGAUUCGAGCCAUCCUUGAUUCUUUUUUAAUCGAUAAAAAGAUUGUAUAUCACAGGAUCUUCGGUUGCCAGUUUCAGAACUUAUUUGUGAGAAAGAAAAUGCCCGGAAAAGCCUAAAAAAUAUGGGAAGCAUGAAAGGACCAAUGUUCGAGAAUCUUGCCAUUCAAAAAGGGUCCUGGAUUCUAGUUACCGGAGUCAACGGCUAUAUUGCGUCUCAUAUCGCCAAUCAGCUACUAUUGCAAUUUCGAAUUGGUACCCGUUGAAGAUGCGGUUUGCUCAGGUGCCUUCAACAAUGUUAUUCAAGGUGUCUCGGGUGUAGUUCACGUUGCAACUAUUUUCGGUGGCGGGCAAGACAUUAUUGAAAGAGUGAUCGGUAUGAAUUGGAAUCCCCUAAACACCGCAUCCCAGGAGCCGGCAGUCAAACGACUUGUAUACACUUCCUCCUCUGAGGCCGCUGUUUUCUCGUCUUCCCUUGAGCGUGAUGAAAAGCAGCCUGCGCGAAUAAUCCCAAAACUUGGAAUGAGAUUGCGAUCGAGAGGAUUCAAGGCAGAACAUCUUCUGUCACACCAAAGGAAGGAUUCGAUGUCUAUGCUGCGAGCAAGACGUUGGGGGAGCAGGCGAUCUGGGACUGGGUGAAGAAUUCCCAGCCGCGGUUUAAGGUCAACACAGUUCUACCGUCGGUCUGCUUCGGGGCUCGAUUGAACCGGAGAAGCAAGGGCAUGCGUCUUCGUCUGGUUGGCCAACGGCAAUCUUUCGAAAUGAGUUUCACAGCAUCUGGCCUGUCCUGAAGCAUAUCAUACCCACAGGUGCCUACUUUGCCAACGUAGAGGAUGUUGCCCUACUUCAUGUGGCAGGCCUCGUCAGUACCGAGGUUGAGGGCGAGCGACUGUUUACAUUUGGAAGGCCUUUUACUUGGAAAGAGAUCACGCAAAUAUUACAGGCGAGCUUUCCCUGUCGCAAUUUCUCGGACGAGCCAAUGAAGCACAAGAUGAUAG